UAAUAAACCAUUUUGGAGACCUGGCCCUCGGUGGUGUAUAGAAGCUCAAAAACACCCGCGAAUUUAUCGUUUUUCCUUCCUUUUUUUUUUAUCUUGUUUUUUGUUGGGUGUUUUUAUAAAUCUCUUCGUCGACGCUCAUCGAUACAGUUCUCAGAUUUUCAAGAAUGAGGCUUGCUAUGGAAGAACCAUCUUGUAGUUCUGCACAGGAACAGAUAAUUGACUUAAUUUCAGCAGUGAAGGGGUUGCAUGGGCUCAGCUCUCAGGAACUUCAUAAGUUGUUGAGGGACUCUGAAAACUUCACUAUUCACUACCUUAAAGAAAAAAAGUCAAUGACUAAGAUUGAUAUGGAAAAGCUUGCAGGAUUUCUUCCCUUGCACCUUAUUGCAGUGCUUAUGUCAUCUGACAGAGAUGAGGCCCUAUUCAGAUACAUGUUAUCCGGCAUUCGUCUCUUGCAUUCAUUGUGUGAUUUAGCACCUCGACACGUUAAACUUGAGCAGAUUUUGCUAGAUGAUGUAAAAGUGUCAGAGCAGCUGCUUGACCUGGUGUUUCAUUUGCUAAUUGUUCUCAGUGGUUAUAUACAGGAAACCCAAAAUUUUGGCCCCUUGCCCCUUAUGCAGUCAGCAUUGGUGGCAUGCAGUCUAUAUCUAUUAACAGGAUGUAUAUCUUCACAGUGGCCAGAUCUUGUUCAUGUAUUGCUAGCACAUCCUAAGGUAGACAUAUUUAUGGAUGCUGCUUUUGGAGCAGUUCAUGUUGCCAUUAGGUAUCUUGACAUCAAGCUGUCAGCUCAACAUCCUGAUUUAUGCAUGAAACCAAGCCUGUCUGCUGAACAAAUAAUUAACUAUCUCUGCCAACAAUGUGAGGCUUCUUUACAGUUUCUUCAGUCAUUGUGCCAACAAAAAAUGUUUCUGGAGCGCCUACUCAGGAAUAAGGUACUAUGUGAAAAGGGUGGUGUUCUGUUUCUGGCUCGAGCCAUCUUGAAGUUAAAUGUCACACCGCCUUUUGUAGAGUCCUCCAGAGUUGUGGCGGCUGUAUCUAGGCUGAAAGCUAAAUUCCUAUCAAUUCUGUUGAAUCUAUGUGAAGCGGAAAGCGUCUCUUACCUGGAUGAAGUUGCUAGUUCACCAAGAAGUCUUGAUUUGGCAAAGUCUGUAGCUUCAGAGAUUUUUGAGUUGUUGAAGAUUGAGCUUGGUAAAGAUCCCAAACAUCUUGCUGCUUGCUCUCACAGAAGUUACCCCAUCGGGUUUUUGCAACUCAAUGCGAUGCGCCUGGCUGACAUCUUCUCAGAUGAUUCAAACUUUCAAUGUUACAUUGCAAUAUACUUUACCGAAGUUCUGACUGCAAUAUUGUCACUCCCUCAUGGAGAUUUUAUAUCCAGUUGGUGUUCUUCUGAUCCCCCAGUUAGAGAAGAUGAUUCUACUCUUGAAUAUGAUUCAUUUGCAGCAGCUGGAUGGGUUUUGGAUAAUUUUGCAUCAUUGGACCAACCGAAUGAAACAAAUUUGGAAUUUACUUUAAUUCCCAAUGGCAUACCUCGGGCUUCUUAUGCACAUCAGAGAACAUCAUUAUUUGUCAAAAUAAUUGCAAAUCUUCAUUGUUUUAAUCCCACUAUCUGUGAAGAGCAGAAGAGGAAUCUCUUCCUUCACAAGUUUCUGGAGAACUUGCAAAUAGAUAUAUCUAAAUCAUUGCCUGGGUUUUCCUUUACUUCUGAUGCUCCAAAAGCUGCCAAUGUUUGCAGGAACCUGCGUUCGUUGUUAAGUCAUGCAGAAUCUUUAAUUCCUAACUUUUUGAACGAGGAAGAUGUACAGCUCUUAAGGAUGUUCUUUAACCAAUUACAAUCACUAAUUACUUCUGCUGAAUAUGAAGAACACCGAGCGCAAGAAGCUCAGAGUCCAGAGGGAUGCUCAUCACUUCUACUGAGAAAAGAACCUCCAAAUCUUAAUGACAGACAGGGUAACUUAAAAGAGGAAAUGUUUGAGGAUUAUGGUUUUCGAGAAAUGGACCAGUUUUGCGUCAAAAGCAGACGUUUGGAUCAUGAUGAGGAUCUGAUGACACAAGAUAGGGGGGAAGGUAAAGCUAUAUCUGGUACGAGAGCAUCUGGAGGUUUGAGAGAAAUCGAUAGAGAUGUUCAGAAUGUUGAAACAAGUUGUUCAGAUACAUGUUCCACUAGAGGAAAGAAUGCUGUUGAUCAAAUGGACAAUGGUGGGCUCCUACAAAAGUGUGAGCAGAUAAAAGAAAGUGGACUUGGAGGAGAUACAGAGGACAAAGACGUUGAAAUCAUUCAGUGUGAAGAAAAGCAGCAGAGAAAACGGAAGCGAACUUUGAUGAAUGAUAAACAGACGACUAUGAUUGAGAGAGCUCUCUUAGAUGAACCUCAUAUGCAGAGAAAUGCAGCUUUGAUACAGUCAUGGGCUAAUAAAUUAAGUCUUCAUGGUUCAAAGGUUACACCUGCACAGCUUAAAAACUGGCUGAACAAUCGGAAAGUCCGGCUAGCCCGUGCCCGCGCAGCUAAGGCUGUUCGUCCAGUACUAGAGGUUGAAAAUGCUAUUCCAGACAAGCAAAGUGAGCCACCACUAAGGCCCAAUGACUCACCUGAGAGUCCUGGUGAAGAUUCUCAUGUCCCAAGAAAGGCCGGUCGAGAUCCUGAAAGCUUCCUGAGAACUUUAGUUGUUGUUGGCCGUGCAGAUUAUGUGGAGUGCAAUCCAGGUCAGUAUGUAAUGUUUGUAGAUGGGCGAGGACAGGAGAUUGGUAGGGGGAAAGUUUAUCUGGUAGAGGGUGAAUGGUUUGGAUGGAACUUGAAGAAAGAAAAGACGUGUGUUGUGGAUGUUUAUGAGCUUCAGGUUGAAAAAGAGACGAUUCUUCCUUACCCUUCUAAGGCUGCAGGCAUCUCAUUUGAAGAGGCAGAAACAAAGAUAGGGGUAAUGAGAGUGAUGUGGGCUAUAAUCAGAAUAUUCACUCUUCGGCCUUAAUGAAUGAAUGAAUGUACCCGAUAUGCUUAAAUGGCUGCUGUGAGAGUUUGUUGUUACAAGCAAGCUGUAAAUUGUACAUCUUUUAGACAGAAAUCAAGAAUAAGUUUAGCAGAUAAGAAA
This is a messenger RNA of Alnus glutinosa, 3080 nucleotides long. RefSeq names its product nodulin homeobox-like. Gene Ontology annotation, biological process: flower development. The coding region runs from base 165 to 2960 and encodes 931 amino acids. NCBI's taxonomy places the organism in Eukaryota, Viridiplantae, Streptophyta, Magnoliopsida, Fagales, Betulaceae. The transcript has 17 exons. The record is from RefSeq and is a predicted model, not a curated record. Gene Ontology annotation, molecular function: single-stranded DNA binding.